This is a messenger RNA of Tripterygium wilfordii, 3352 nucleotides long. RefSeq names its product DUF724 domain-containing protein 6-like. The coding region runs from base 244 to 3084 and encodes 946 amino acids. The transcript has 9 exons. Lineage: Eukaryota; Viridiplantae; Streptophyta; Magnoliopsida; Celastrales; Celastraceae. The record is from RefSeq and is a predicted model, not a curated record.
ACAAGACGCUUGUCUUGGAUUGAAAUAACGUGAAACGAGUUCUGACAUGGGGAAUGACAACAUUGUAAUAAAAGAAAAGGAAGCACAGGCACUAAGCCAUUAACCACAAUCCCGCCAAGCCAAAGAUAUCCCCGAGAGUAGUAUCAGCAGCUGACUGCUCUCUCUCAUAAAAGCAGCGACUCAUUGAAGUUGAAAAGGAAUUCUGACUCUCUGAGCUGUCGUCUAGGGUUUUCUGCUUCGAAAAUGGUGGGUUUCGAUUCAGAUCAACGAUUACUCUUCGGUAAAGGCACAAAGGUGGAAGUAAGCAACGAUGAGGAAGGCUUCAAAGGCGCAUGGUACAGAGCCAGCAUUCUUGAAUCGUCUCCUAAAUCUGUUUACAAGAAGAAAAAGAAAGUCUUGGUUGAAUACGAGGCCUUGCUCAUGGAAGACGGGUCCAGUCCUUUGGUUGAGCAUGUGGACCCUGCUCACAUUAGGCCUUUGCCGCCUGAAGAAGAAAGUGGCUGCCGGGUUUUUGAGCUAAAUGAAAUCGUUGAUGCAGGGUACCGUGACGGGUGGUGGGUUGGUACUGUAAAGAAGGUUCUCGAGGGUUCCAGGUACAGAGUCUAUUUUGAUAACCCUCCAGAUGUUAUUGAUUUCGAUGGUAGAGAUCUGAGGUUGCACUGGAAUUGGUUACUUGGCAACUGGUUCCGACCCGUGAAAGAGCAAGUGGCAGACUCGAUUUUUAGCUCUGGGGCAGCAGUGGAAGUAAAUCCUGAUAGCCCUAGCCUUUGUGAUGUGUGGUUCCCUGCAAUUGUUAUUAAAGAUUAUGGCAACGACAAUUUCUUGGUGAAGUAUAACACAGAAUAUGGCGAGGACGUGGAUGCAGUAAAAAUUUAUGUAGAUUUGCUCCAUAUUAGACCUAUGCCUCCCUGUUAUCUGGAUAGGAGUUAUGAGUUACUGGAGAAAGUGGAUACAUCAUAUGGUAUUGGUUGGCGGGCUGGAGUAAUUACCAAAGUUCUUGCUGGUGGGAGGUACAUUGUAUUCUUUAAACAAGUUAAUGAGGAUAAAGAGUUCAGUCACUCAGACAUAAGGCCUCAUCUUGAAUGGAUUGAUGGGAAAUGGAUCAGUGCGUCCAAGGAAAUCUUCGUUGUUCCUGAUUGUCUAGAACAAUCUUGUGAUGCCUUGAACAGUAACUGUAAUUCUGAAGUAGUUCUUCAGCUUGAAAGUACCGGUGCUUCCCACAACUCUGAGGUGGCUGUUGUACUUGAAAUGGCAGGUGCUUUCCGCAACUCUCAGGUUGACGCCCAACUUGAAAUGACAGGUGCUUUCAAGUAUCACGCUGAAGAUGAAAAUCCUCGUUCCACAAGCGUAGAGAGCAAACUGAUGGAGCAGCCUGCUGCUGGCUCUGAAAACUCCCCUUCCUAUUGUUUGCCUGCCAGCCAGAAAAGGUUUAGGAUUGCAGCUCCUAAUCGUUAUUAUAUGCAUUCACAACCUCGCAAAGAUCCAAUGCAAGAAGAUUAUGAAGAGAUUCCAUUAUCUAGAGCAUUGAAGUUAAAGAAGAGCCCUCUUGAAAUGUUAACUAAAGAUACAACCCAUGGUUUCACCACCCCAAACAAAGGUGGUUCGGUUAAGAGAUUCUCUAGAAGCCCUGCAGUUGUUAGUUGGGAUUUUUCUCAACCGAAGAGCUCUUUCUCCGAAAAUAAUGUUGUGAGUCAGAAGGCAAAGUAUCAGAAAAUCCAUUCUGCAACAAGGAAAAAACGAGCUGUAAAAUCAAAGUCAAAUAUAACGCCUGUUUCAGUAGCGGGUAAGAGGAACAGGAAAAGACAUAUUGCUUCUAUGGAUAUGAAUGAAGAUAGCGCAAAAGUGAAUGAUCCCGGGGUCCCUCUCAUUUGUGCUUCCAAGGCCGAAGGAAUUAGGGACUUGCAAGCUGAGAAUUCUUCUCAACUUCAAAGUAAGGAACCAUUGAAGCUAAAGAUGGAUCUGAAUGAGAAGAAAAAUAAUCAGGCAGGAGAUAAGAGUGCGGUCCUCGUGCUGAAAAUUAAUCCACAGAAGAGUAUGGGAGGCAGUCAGAAAAGAAAGAGAGGAAGACCGUGCAAGUUAGUUGUCUCUGAGCCGAAUAUUAAAGAGGCUGGUGAAGUGCAGCAGGGAGCUGGCGAUGAUAUCCGUGAAACAGAGGCAGAGGAUUGCGUAUUUAGUGAGGUUAUAGUGCCAAUGCUCCAACAGGUGGAUUCUAUAGACUCUCCAGGUGCACCCGUACUGGGAAUUGCUGAAGUUUCUCAAGAAGAUGGCACGAGAAAAGAAGUGGACAUUGCUAUAACCGCAGUUUCAGAUGAUAUUACUGAUGGUGAUCAACCUUUAUCAAGUUGGUUUGGCGGGAAUCAUUCAUCAACAAGUUUCGAUGAGCUUCGACUAUCCUCUGGUAGGGUUGACAAUGGAGGGAGGGAAAGGAGAGAAAGACAACUUAAUGGGGCACCAGAAUCUUCUCCUUUUGUGACGGUAGACGACAGUGUACCAUAUAGUACUGCAUGCUCGCCUUUUGUAAAGAGGUCGUCAGUUUGGCAAACCAUUGAAUCAAUGGAAGUAUUCCGAAUAUUGCCCCAAGAGCCACACUUCUAUCCCUUAGCUGAAUGUAAAGAAGAGCAUAGAGAAGGAUCUGCUAUUGGCAUGAUGGUAACAUUUGCUAGUUUGUUUGAGAAGAUAUCAACGUUGCAAAUUGACUAUCCAAGCAGCAUAUUCAAUAGGACUCUCGAAACACUUGACGACUUGGAAAAGUAUGGGUUUGAUGUUUUGGGAUUAAAAGAUCGUGUUCGUCAAUUGUUGUCGAUGAAAGACGGGCAUGUGCAGUUGCUAAAUGGUUCCAGAGACUUUGAGAAGGAACUGACAGUGCAUAUUCAAGAGACAACAAGACUCGAUGAGGAGACAAGGGAGACUGAAAGGAAGCUAAGUGAGUUGCAGAAACAACUUGAGGCAAUAAAGUCGAAGAAGGUGGUGAAAGAUGAUAUGAUUGCCAAAUUACAGUCAGAGAUGGAAGCUGCAAAUUCUUGCGUUCAGAAUAUCCGCUCUGAUUUUCAGAAACAAGCUACUGCCUCUUGGAAACUGCCAUGAUCACUCACAUUCCUCGCCCUUCGUUUUGUUGCUGGUAUGAAGUAAUGUACAUAUGGUGUAUGUUAGAUUUGUAAUUAACAAGAAAAGUAGAAUGGUAUGCGUAUGGAGGUACGUUCGACUUCUGCAUCACUAAUUUACCUUUGUGUUCUGUUUAACUAGCUAUAUCUAGUCUUUCAGACGUUAACGCGCUGUUUAGCAAUGUAUCUCAGGUUUUAUUUGUAUGUGAAGAAAGUUUCACUUGAGUGGAGACCUUUUGUUAGCAAAAGUG